This is a messenger RNA of Exophiala oligosperma, 1368 nucleotides long. RefSeq lists its product as uncharacterized. Gene Ontology annotation, molecular function: zinc ion binding; DNA-binding transcription activator activity, RNA polymerase II-specific. NCBI's taxonomy places the organism in Eukaryota, Fungi, Ascomycota, Eurotiomycetes, Chaetothyriales, Herpotrichiellaceae. The record is from RefSeq and is a predicted model, not a curated record. Gene Ontology annotation, biological process: regulation of transcription by RNA polymerase II. The transcript has a single exon. Bases 1 to 1368 code for a protein of 455 amino acids.
AUGAGUCCGACAAACAGUACCAGUCUUUCGGGUGAUAGUUUGACACCCACCAACUCACUCUCGCCUUGGGAUUGUUCUGCAGACGCCUCUCUCUCCGCCCACGAAGAUGGCGAUGGCCGGAAGCACACCAAAUCCCGCACCCUGGCACCAAAUCUGACACGCCGGUCGCACAAAAAGUCGCGGGCGGGAUGCUUCAGUUGUAAAGCCCGCAAGAUCAAGUGUGGCGAGCAGAAGCCCGAAUGUGGGAGCUGCUUACUCAAAGGCAUCCCAUGUGUCUAUCCUACAGAAACCCCGGCGCGCAGGUCCAACCUGCCGUUGAUCAAACGGAAUCCACCUGCGACACCAUCUUUCGCAGGAGUGACCUUUUCCAUGGUGGAUAUGCGCUUCUUUCAUCAUUUCUUGACUAUCGCAUAUCCUCACUUGCCCGUGGGCAAUGACCACGUGUGGGUUCAUGAGAUACCGCAAUUUGCCGAACAGCACGAGUAUCUCAUGCAUGCGAUCCUGUCGUUGGGCGCAUCUCAUCUCGGUCGGUUGACGGGCAUCGACUACCGCCGCGAGUCCCUUGUCCAUCGUGGCCAGGCGCUUGCAGGCCUCAACCAGGCUCUGAGUCAAGCGUCCCGCUGUUACGGCGAAUCUGACGCCAUGCUGGCUUCAUGUUAUGCCUUGACUUUCCAAGCAUCGUAUAUGGGUGACGGCUUGACAGACUUCAUCACCAUGGUCAGAGGCUGCGCGUUGACUACGGACAAGAUUCAACGAGAACUCUCUCCUACGGCGUUCAAUUUACAACCCGAUUGGCACUUGAAGUUCAUGGCGCCUCGGCUCGAACAUCUCCCAACCGUCGAUCCAACGUUGCUCGAAGACGCAUACCUCGCUCUUGAGGAAAUCAGUCCUUUGUUGAGCGACGAUACCCAUUAUAACUUCCAUGCUGGACUGGUAGAUGUGGUAAGCGCGUUGCAGACCAGUUCAGCAUCAGGGUAUAUGCAAUUCACCGAACUAUAUACAAUAUGGUACGAUUUGUGCCACGACUCGUUCAAGACAUUCCUCGACCCAAACAACCUUGUGGCUCAGCUCCUCCUCUCCUACUUUGUGGGGGUUCAACUGCUCAUCGUUCCACUUGCGACGCACGAGUUCAUGCAUCGCGCAGAUGUAUCGAGGAUACGUGUCCUUUAUGGUGUCACCGAGUGGGCCGAGAGCAUUUUCCUGCGGCUGGAAAAUUCGGAGUAUGCUCAGUUUCUCUCUUGGCCGCAGAAUAUUAUCUCUACGGUGGUUGCGGAACUGAAUGGCGGAAUUUUACAGUUGCCCUCGGUGUUGCAAUUACAUCUAACCAAAAGAGAUAUAACGCCGAACACAAUCCUGGCCCCGCCAUAG